GCGCACGGACGCGAUGGUAUAGUCGGUUGUUGUGGCGGUUUUUAACCCGACGCCGCGCUCGUGAUACCUGCUCGGACGAGCAGAACUGAAAGCAGUUCCUCAAGUGGGCGGGAAGAAUUGUUCCGUUCUUUCGUUUGCCCCUUUUUCUUCUUGCUUUCCCUCAUUUCCCAAGGACACAGCCAGGUGUCUGCUGCUGGAAAGGCCCACCGGGCAUCCGCGACAACAGGGGCUGUGACCUGCUUCCGCGCUGUAUCCUCACGGCAGUCUGACAGGCGUGCGACCCGAAGAGCUGAAUGAGGCUGAUGGAACCCUUGGGUGUUGUCCAGGACAUUGUGAAACCAGCCGCAUUAAAACGAUGGGCCGACUACCCCGUUCAACACCGAUUCACGGAUUACUCCGAGUCGAUUAGAGAAACGGCGCAUCACGCUAUAAGUCCCUUCCUCUGUCAACCGUCGCUUAACAGCAAGCUCGCGUUAUGGACCGGAGAUAUCUCGACGUUGCAAGUGGACGCGGUAGUAAAUCCUACCAACGAGACGAUGGAUGAUAACAGUCCUAUGUGCCAAAGAAUAUUCGACCGAGCUGGUUCUGCACUUAAAGUAGAAAUAUAUAACGAAAUAAAAGAAUGCAGAACCGGUGAAGUAAAAGUAACACAGGGUCACGGAUUACCUGCUCGUUUUAUUAUACAUACUGUUGGACCAGUUUAUAAUGUCAAGUAUCAAACGGCUGCACAGAACACGUUACAUUGUUGCUAUAGAAAUGUCUUACAAAAGGCGAGAGAACUAGGAUUGCGUACCAUUGCCCUACCGAUAAUAAAUUCAGUGCGGAAAAAUUAUCCUCCGGAUGCAGGAGCUCAUAUAGCUCUCAGAACUGUGCGAAGAUUUAUGGAGCAAUAUAGUGAUUCAUUAACGUGUAUUAUAUUUGUACUGGAGUCGUGCGAUCUUGGAAUAUACGAGGUUCUCUUGCCUCUUUAUUUUCCGCGAAAUUUAGCAGAGCAAGAUAACGCUUGCUGGCAAUUACCGAGCGACGUUGGAGGACCGGAUGGAGAACCUUUACUUCCAGAUAGACAAAUCAGAAUAAUUGAUAAUCCUCAACACGCUCUGCACGGCGACGAGACGGUAGAUCUAUCAGCUCAAUUAGAGACUUCGGUGAACAUUGGCGAGCACGCCUUUGCACAGAUGCAAGGUGACUUGGAUCGUCAGAGACUCUUGGGAGAGAGACCCCUUGCUGAUCCACUAGCGGAUAUAAUGCUCAAGCAAAUGCAGCAUAAAGAAAGGUACGAAAGGCUUCUUAGGAGAGCAAAGACGGAGGACCUAACUGAGGUUUCGGGGAUUGGUUGCCUGUACCAGAGUGGUGUAGAUCGACAGGGUCGGCCGGUGGUAGUUUUCGUCGGCAAAUGGUUUCCAGCCACCAAAAUCAAUCUAGAUAAGGCCUUGUUGUACCUGAUACAAUUGCUGGAUCCCAUCGUGAAAGGUGACUACGUUAUCGCGUAUUUCCACACCCUUACAGCCAGCAGCAAUUAUCCCAGUUUACACUGGCUGCGCGAGGUUUACAACGUGCUUCCCUACAAAUACAAGAAGAAUCUAAAACAUUUCUACAUUAUUCAUCCUACCUUUUGGACCAAGAUGAUGACAUGGUGGUUCACGACCUUCAUGGCUCCAGCUAUUAAGCAGAAAGUUCACAAUUUACCCGGAGUAGAGUAUCUCUACGAAGUGAUGCCGCCUGACCAACUUGAGAUCCCAGCGUACAUUACGGAAUACGAUAUGACGGUAAACGGCUUGAGGUAUUACCAGCCGGAUCCAGUCUCAUCGUCGCCGUCAACAUCCACGUAACUCGCAGGUGAAGAUCGAAAUGAGAGCGGCGAUGUACCGGGGACGAAGUCAAAUCGGGUAUUCCGCGCAUUCAUACAGCUGACCAUUCGUAUUCUUGCAGUGACGCCCGCGUGCCGCUCAAGCGUGACAGCCAUACGCGUGAGAUUCGCGAUUACCGGCGUGUCUCGCCGGCUUGCCGCGACGAUACGGCGAAAGGUACAACGUUGCCUGGACACGGUGAUCCGCAUCUUUGAAAAAGUCGUCCGGAUCCGCAGUACUUCGAAGUCGAUUCGUCCAAGUGCCUCGUGAUGGAGCGCUUUCAAGCAGGGAAGCGGGAAGAAAGGACGAUCGGCGGCGCUCACGUGAAUGAAUAAUUACGUUAAUACGAGAAUUUUAAUACACAAGAUCAAGAAACCACUGCCCACCUGUUGCUGUCAACGUUGAUUGAUUGGUUCUUUCUACUCGUGUGCGUAGGACCACGCAUGCUGGGUUUUACAUCUCUCCGAAAGUACGAAGAUGACACUUGGAUUACCGGACAAUCCGCGUUAAAAUAGAGAAAGAUACUGGACCGACCUCGUGGAGUGUUACAAGUACACUAAACUAAACAGCAUAUACCUACCACACAUCCAGUAAUGAAGCUAAUAAAUUACUUACUGUUCGCUUAGAGCGAAUAUCGGCUGCCAAAAUAUCAAUAAUCAGAAAAUAUUUUCAUCAUCGUCGUCAUCGUCAUCGCUCGUAAAGCGGAAUCCGAAAGCUGGUAUUAAUGUCGCCCUUAUACGUAUUAUUGCUAUUCGUGGCAGAUUCUUAGAUUAGUACCUGCCUGUGGGAGCGGUAGAAUGGAUAAAAAUACACAAGUAUCUGACGAUGUUUACUAGAAUUAAACAGCUUCAUACAGAUCGUCAAUCGCUUUUCGUUAUUUUCGUAUCGAUCGUUAUAUACAGUGAAAAGCGUCUAUUUGAGUAUUGUAUAUUGUCAAUAUUUUAUUAAGUCACAUCGUUGAAAAAGAGAGAUUGGUGCUGUGCCGUUGUCGCCGCUACUAUAUAUACAUGCAUAUAUGUAUACACACAUAUCAUAUAUAUAUACGUAUAUAUAGCCGCGGCAUUUUCAAUAUAUUAAUAAGAACUUAUCGGCUACGAAGAGAGAGUGGCUGGACUUUACUGUGAUGUCAUGUCUUCGGGGCAGCAGAUUCGAUUAAUUUUAAAAUGUGUUUGUCUUCUCCGUGGAGACUUCGUAUGAUGAGACUUGCAAGUGUAAAAUUGUGGAGCAACGCUCGCGGAACGUUGACCGUCGAGCGCCAAAGCGUCGUACGAGUACGAGACAGUCCUAGAUUAGAAGAAGCAAUAAACUUAAGAGCUUGCUCGCGAUGUAUUUCGGGAGUCAAAAAUCGUUAUCCCCGUUGUUAAGCAUUUUUAGCGAUUAAAGAAACAAAUUAAAGAAUUAAAGAGAAGAAUUAUCAAGUUGAAGCCUGUUAAUCGCGUCGAUUAGCCCAUUUUCUCACGCCCGCCAAAUCACGAUAAUUAUCCCUGGCGCCCUAACGUAGCGCCCUUUCUCAUCCCCUUCUUUUUAUUUUUCGUCUUUUGUCACGAUGAAAAAAUUAAAAAAAAAACAAACAGAUUUUGUGCUUAAACAUUCCGCGGCCGAACUGAGAAGAAGCAAUGGGUUAAUUGACCAUGCUACCUCCGCCGAAGAUACAAUCGUCCGUGUCGUGGUCGAAUGCAAAAUAAGUGUUUAUACGCAUUGAGAUUUAGACAGUUAUCAAAUUUAAAAAAAAGUGCUACUCGUAACCGUCAUCGUCAUUCGCAGCGACGGAGUAGUAUUUUUUCACGUUACUGUAUCUACAUAUAUAUGUAUGUUUUGCAUAGAGAUUCGAAUGCUGUUCGCGCUGCGAAUAGUCGGAAGAGAAGGAAAUCUCGUACUAUUCGGAGGGGCCAAUAGUAUCAGGCGAUGACAUACGAAUGGGAUAUUUUUCAUUUUUACGUUCAACAUUUGAAUGACCUCACUGUCCGUCCCUGACAAUCGAGUUUAACAAGUAGCGAAGAAUUGCAAAAUAUGUAAACACACGUUGAUUGUUAUUUAUAUAUUUUAUAUUAAUCGUUGUUACUUUACCGUUCGAAAUUUUAUUGAAAGAGGACUCGACGAACCCUAUAUGAUGCAAAUGUGUGCAAGUUAUAUAUGUUAAUCUUUUAAACAAAUUUCAAAAUCGUGAAUUGAGAAUUGCUUUUAAAUUUGACUAUAUAAUUGUUUGCUGUAGUUUGAGAAAUAUACCGUUAUCUUUAGCAAGCUUGUAUACGAUAGACAAGAUUUAUCAUUUAUGUAUGGCGAAAACAAUGAAUAUGGUUUUAAUUUUACUAAACUAUGUAUGUUAAUGUAAAUAUAUAUACAUAUAUUAAUCUAA
Molecule: messenger RNA, 4203 nt
Organism: Ooceraea biroi (clonal raider ant)
Lineage: Eukaryota; Metazoa; Arthropoda; Insecta; Hymenoptera; Formicidae
Gene: Gdap2
Product: ganglioside induced differentiation associated protein 2
Source: RefSeq, a predicted model, not a curated record